Scatophagus argus is the source of this 2491-nucleotide messenger RNA. RefSeq names its product tRNA 5-methylaminomethyl-2-thiouridylate methyltransferase (gene trmu). Lineage: Eukaryota; Metazoa; Chordata; Actinopteri; Scatophagidae. The record is from RefSeq and is a predicted model, not a curated record. Gene Ontology annotation, cellular component: mitochondrion. Gene Ontology annotation, biological process: tRNA wobble position uridine thiolation. Gene Ontology annotation, molecular function: sulfurtransferase activity. The transcript is spliced from 11 exons. Bases 140 to 1390 code for a protein of 416 amino acids.
CUGUAGAACGUGUUUCCAGUCGGACGUUAUUAUUAAACGGACCUCAAAAAUGGCUUCCCCUUCAAGUGGCAAUGGAAAACAGGCUACCUUUCCUCGCUCAGAUAGACAACACUAAAGGAACGGAGUGCAAUUUGAAAACAUGGGUUUUAUUAGACACGUCGUGUGCGCCAUGUCUGGCGGUGUUGACAGCUCCGUCACUGCGUUGUUACUGAAGAGAAGAGGCUAUAAUGUAACAGGAGUUUUUAUGAAGAACUGGGACUCACUGGAUGAGAGAGGGGUGUGCACUACAGAGAAAGACUGUGAGGACGCCUACAGAGUGUGUCAGUCUCUGGACAUCCCUUUCCAUCAAGUGUCAUAUGUCAAAGAGUACUGGCACGAAGUAUUCAGUAAUUUAUUAAAGGAAUAUGAGAAGGGCAGGACACCAAACCCAGAUAUAAUAUGCAACAAGUACAUCAAAUUCAACCAUUUCCAUAAGUACGCCAUCAACACUCUGGGUGCCGAUGCCAUGGCAACAGGCCACUACGCCAGGACGUCACAGGAAGACGAAGAGGUUUUCCAACAGACCCAGACAGCUCCGCCUACCACUCUCUUCAGAGAUCGAUUUGAGAUCAGAAACCCGGUGAGGUUGUACAAAGGAGCAGAUCAUUUCAAAGACCAAACCUUCUUCCUCAGUCAGAUCUCUCAGGACGCCCUGCGACAAACCAUUUUCCCACUGGCCGGACUCACCAAAGCGUUUGUCAAAAAGAUUGCUGCUGAGGCAGGGUUUCACCAUGUGCUGAAGAAGAAAGAGAGCAUGGGCAUUUGCUUCGUUGGAGAGAGAAACUUUGAAAACUUUAUUUUGGAGUAUCUGGAACCUAAACCAGGCAACUUUGUCUCCAUUGAGGAUGGGACUGUCAUGGGGACACACAAAGGAUGGUUCACUCUGACGCUGGGCCAGAGGGCGAAAAUCGGAGGACAGAGAGACGCCUGGUUUGUGGUGGACAAAGACGUAGCGACUGGAGAUGUGUUUGUGGCGCCAACUACCAAUCACCCGGCUCUUUUCCGUGAGACGGUGCGGACAGGCCGUUUCCACUGGAUAGCGGUUGACCCGCCUGCUGAACUAGCCAGGACCCAGAUGAUGGAGUGUCAUUUCCGCUUCAUCCACCGGAUGCCGCCGACUCCCUGUACGGUGACACUGAACAUGGACGGCUCUGUGUGGAUUUCACUGUCCCAACCCGUCAGGGCGCUGACACCUGGACAGUUUGCUGUGCUCUACAAAGGAGAUGAGUGUCUGGGCAGUGGGAAGAUCAUCCAGCUGGGGCCCAGUGAAUACACACUCCAGCGGGGCAGGGAACGGCUGGUAGCAGCCGCACAGCACAAGGAGCAGCAGAGCCCUGAACCAGCCAGCUGAGAGGGAAUGUGUGCUGGAAAUGAACUCUGUCCGGCACAUUAGGUAGAGCACCCUGAUCAUGAAAACAAACUGUCACUCAGGCUAGGCCAUUGGACACAGUGUCUGUUCUUGGGGCCAUAUUUGAGUCUGUAAACACUUCAGGGUUUAUGAACUUCAGUGUGUUGAGAGAGAGAACAACAAAAUGAUUGAUUUCUGUAUUUUUUUAAAAAACAUGUUGUGUUUAGAUGCUGUGAGGUUGUCUACUAGCUGCUUGGAUAAACCAUCUGCAUUCGAGCCAGAAUGAAUUUUAAUAUGAACACUGGAUGGUUUUGAGAUGGUUUACCUAACAGUAACCUCAUUUUGGAAAGCGGACUAUUCACUUUUAAACUGUCGAACAGAUCUACACUGACUAAGCAAGGUUUUGUUUUGUUUUUUGGAAAAAAAAAGCCUGUUUUAUAAUCGUGGUUGGUCAGGUGUGUGUUUUUAAGAAAAAAAAACUUUUAGAAAGUAUUGAGGUCUGAAACAGUGUUUCAGUAGGUGGCAAACAGUCCAGAUUUUUGCCUCCAUAUUGUCAGUCAGUAUGCUGACAUGUGGUCUGGUAGGAAGUACGGCUGAGGUUUUCAAGGAUGCUGGAUUCUUUAAACUGUCACAAAACAAGAUGAAUAAAUGAAAAUAACUGAUAGAUGAAAGCAAUAUUCAUUACUGAAGUACACAAGGACGCUUAGCAAAGUACUGAGUCAUUUCUCAUUCUUCAGUUUUCUGCUCCAAAGGAGAAUUUAUGUUGAAAUGUCACUUGACGGUGAACAUUACUGGAGAAAUUGUCGCCUGACAUACCAGGUUGACAAACGAUUCUGGUGGUUUGUGUGGUUCAAUAUGUUGUUCAGUAAAUAAUCGAAAAGACAAAUUGUUAAACUUGGUAUCGUUCAGUUGUUUUAUACUGUCAUACUGUAUUUAAAUAUGUUAAGAGAUUUGUUGUUUUAAAAAAAAUCCUUUAAGAAGAUCUUAAGUGCCUUUUCUCCUCUGCUGGAUGGUGGUGGAACACAAGUUCUUCUUUAACUAUUUCAUCUUAAACUGAACACACUUGAACUUUUAUCAGCGAGUGAAUAAACCCAAUACGUGUUG